Messenger RNA from Daucus carota subsp. sativus, 1688 nucleotides. RefSeq names its product WAT1-related protein At3g02690, chloroplastic. The transcript is spliced from 7 exons. The record is from RefSeq and is a predicted model, not a curated record. Gene Ontology annotation, cellular component: chloroplast; membrane. Lineage: Eukaryota; Viridiplantae; Streptophyta; Magnoliopsida; Apiales; Apiaceae. Bases 110 to 1315 code for a protein of 401 amino acids.
AAAUGAUGUAGCUUCAUUUCAUAGCCAAGUAUGAAGUAGCAAUACUGAAGUAUGAGAUAAGAGCACAGCAAAAAACAAAACAGAAAGCAGGGGAGUGGAGAAUAUCAAUAUGAAGAUCAUGGCUGCUUCUGCUUGUGCAUAUACACACACUUUAUCAUCCUCCACUCUUAUCUCAUCUUCUUCAUACAUUCAUACUCAACAUUUCCACUCUCUCCCCCCAAAAACCAAUCUUUUGACCUCUCAUAAACUCCCACUACUCAUCACUUUAAAAGCCAGUAAUACCCAAAAAAGAUUCAAACUUUACAGUACUUCUGACCCAGAAAUGAAACCCAGUUCACUUGAGACCCAAGAAACUGGAUUAGAUGAGCUUUCAGGUGAUCUUUUAGAGAAAUUAGAUGAUCAAGAAAGGGGCUUGGGGGAGGUGAUAUGGGAAUGGACAGUGUUGGUGUCACCUUUUUUCUUUUGGGGCACUGCUAUGGUUGCUAUGAAGGAAGUUUUGCCGAAAGCAGGCCCUUUUUUCGUGUCAUCGUUUCGAUUAGUUCCUGCUGGUUUGCUUCUUGUGGCGUUUGCUGCUUAUAGAGAAAGGAAAUUUCCAUCUGGGUUCAAUGCUUGGUUGUCUAUUUGUGUUUUUGCUCUCGUUGAUGCUACUUGUUUUCAGGGUUUUCUUGCACAAGGAUUGCAGAGGACAUCAGCUGGAUUGGGCAGUGUCAUAAUUGAUUCACAACCUCUAACUGUAGCGGUACUUGCAGCCUUGUUAUUUGGUGAAUCUAUUGGGUUUGUUGGAGCUGCCGGGCUUGUGCUGGGUGUCAUAGGUCUUUUACUUCUGGAGCUUCCUGCUAUCGCUGCUGAUGAAAGUAAUUUUUCACUGUGGGGUAGUGGGGAAUGGUGGAUGCUUCUGGCAGCACAAAGCAUGGCUGUCGGCACCGUCAUGGUCCGCUGGGUUUCCAAAUACUCUGAUCCUAUCAUGGCAACUGGAUGGCAUAUGAUUAUUGGUGGCAUACCUCUUGCGGGAAUUGCUAUAAUUAAUCAUGAACCUGCCAUUAGCGGGGGACUCGUGGAGCUUACAUCAAAUGAUCUGUUGGCUCUUCUUUAUACCUCAAUAUUUGGAAGUGCCAUCAGCUAUGGUGUAUACUUUUACAAUGCAACCAGAGGUAGCCUGACAAAGCUGAGCUCUCUUACUUUCUUGACUCCAUUGUUUGCUUCAUUUUUUGGUUUCCUCUAUCUUGGCGAGACCUUCUCACCUAUGCAGCUUACCGGAGCUCUUGUUACCAUAGUCGCAAUAUACAUGGUCAAUUAUAAGAGUAUUGUGGAAUGAGGCAACGCGGAAGAGUAUACAUUGUCAAUGAGGAGAAUGCCUUGCCUUAAAGCAAGGCCUCAAUAUUGCUGUGUCUGACAUGUAUCUAGGGAACCCAACAGAUGUGAGAUGCUCACAUCUCCUUGUUGAAGGCUGCAUAUAUUGUGCAUAGAGUUCCAACUGACAGACUGAAGAAAGAGGCUGAAGCUGUGGAACAGAACAAUCAACCUUACACUGGCUUUUAUGGGAAUCGAUUUAGCCAGAGAGAGGUGCGUAUAUAUGUGUCUGUGCAUCAAGGAAAGAAUUAAAAAAAAUAACAUAUAUUUACGAAAAAAGUAUCAAGCACUGGUGUUAAAUUUGUAACGAUAAUACAAAAUCUCAUUGCUGCUGCAAA